This is a messenger RNA of Suncus etruscus (white-toothed pygmy shrew), 2635 nucleotides long. It is a transcript of the gene BMPER, whose product is annotated as BMP binding endothelial regulator. Bases 2 to 2035 code for a protein of 677 amino acids. The transcript is spliced from 15 exons. Gene Ontology annotation, molecular function: protein binding. The record is from RefSeq and is a predicted model, not a curated record. Lineage: Eukaryota; Metazoa; Chordata; Mammalia; Eulipotyphla; Soricidae.
GAUGCGCAGCUCCGGCAGCGUCGGGGCUCCGGCCGGGGCGACUCGCUGCCUCCAGCUGCUGCUCCUCUGCUCGGGGCUGCCCUUGUCCCUGGCGUCCUCCUUCCUGACAGGUUCAGUUGCAAAGUGUGAAAAUGAAGGGGAAGUUCUCCAGAUUCCUUUUAUCACCGAUAACCCCUGCAUCAUGUGUACCUGCUUGAACAAGGAAGUGACAUGUAAGAGAGAGAAAUGUCCUGUGCUGUCGAGAGACUGUGCGCUGGCCAUCAAACAACGAGGAGCCUGUUGUGAGCGCUGCAAAGGUUGUACCUAUGAAGGCAACACCUAUAAUAGCUCCUUCAAGUGGCAGAGUGCAUCCGAACCCUGUGUACUGCGUCAGUGUCAGGAAGGUGUCGUCACAGAGUCGCAGGUUCGGUGUGUAGUGCAUUGCAAAAACCCAUCCAAGCAUCUGGGAACAUGCUGUCCCUCAUGUCCAGGCUGCGUGUUUGAGGGUGUGCAGUACCAAGAAGGGGAGACUUUUCACCCUGAAGGAAAUCAAUGCAUCAAGUGUUCCUGUGUUGGCGGCAGAACGCAGUGCAUGAGAGAAGUCUGCCCCAUUCUUUCCUGUCCUCAGCACCUGAGUCAGGUCCCUACAGGACAGUGCUGCCCCAAAUGUUUGGGACAGAGGAAAGUGUUUGACCUCCCAUUUGGAAGUUGUCUCUUUCGAAGUGAUGUUUAUGACAAUGGUUCCUCCUUUCUUUUCGACAACUGCACUGCCUGCACCUGCAAGGACUCUACUGUAGUGUGUAAGAAGAAGUGUUCCCAUCGUGGUGAUUGUAACAGAGGUGAAGAAGCCUGCUGUGAGGAAUGUCUCCUACGAGUCCCCACUGAAGAUAUAAAAGUGUGCAAGUUCGGCAAUAAGGUUUUCCGGGAUGGAGAGAUGUGGUCCUCUGUCAACUGCACCAUCUGCUCCUGUGUGAAAGGCAAGACAGAGUGUCGAAAAAAGCAGUGUGCUCCCAUUAGCAGCUGCCCUCAGGGUAAAAUUCUCAACAGAAAAGGAUGCUGUCCUAUUUGCACUGAAAAGCCUGGUGUAUGCACAGUGUUUGGAGACCCUCACUACAACACUUUUGAUGGCCGCACGUUUAACUUUCAGGGGACAUGUCAGUACGUUUUGACGAAAGACUGCUCCUCCCCUGCCUCGCCCUUCCAGGUGCUGGUGAAGAAUGAUGCUCGCAGGACCCGCUCCUUCUCCUGGACCAAGUCGGUAGAGUUGGUGCUGGGCGCCAGCACCCUCAGCCUUCAGCAACACCUCACGGUGCGCUGGAAUGGCACCCGGGUGGCACUGCCCUGCAGGGCGCCACACUUCCACGUGGACCUAGAUGGCUACCUCUUGAAAGUGACCACCAAAGCAGGUUUGGAAAUAUCAUGGGAUGGAGACAGUUUUGUAGAAGUUAUGGCUGCCCCCCAUCUCAAGGGCAAGCUUUGUGGUCUUUGUGGCAACUACAAUGGACAUAAGCGUGAUGACUUAAUUGGAGGGGAUGGAAACUUCAAAUUUGAUGUGGAUGACUUUGCAGAGUCCUGGAGGGUGGAGUCUAAUGAGUUCUGCAACAGGCCCCAGAGAAAGCCUGUGCCUGAACUGUGUCAGGGGACAGUGAAGGUAAAACUCCGUGCUCAUCGAGAAUGUCAGAAACUCAAAUCCUGGGAAUUUCAGACUUGUCACUCAACAGUGGACUAUGCAACUUUCUACCGGUCUUGUGUGACUGAUAUGUGUGAAUGUCCAGUCCAUAAAAACUGUUAUUGUGAGUCAUUCCUGGCAUAUACACGGGCUUGCCAGAGAGAGGGCAUCAGUGUCCAUUGGGAGCCACAACAGAAUUGUGCAGCUACCCAGUGUAAGCAUGGUGCUGUGUACGAUACCUGUGGACCAGGUUGCAUAAAGACCUGUGACAAUUGGAAUGAGAUUGGACCAUGCAAUAAACCUUGUGUGGCAGGCUGCCAUUGUCCUGCAAACUUGGUCCUUCACAAAGGAAGGUGCAUCAAGCCAGUUCUAUGUCCUCAGCGGUGACCUUUGUUCUACUCUUUAAGACUUUGAAACUGGGGCGUCCUUGAGACUAAAGUGGAAGAGCCAAUGAAGGACUGAAGUCUGCGUGUGCUGAUUCUCCAGACAAAAACUGAGUAUAUAUGUGUACAUAUAUAGAUAAAUAGAUAUAUUCAGAAACAUUUCAUCAUUUAUAUAAACUAUAGCAGGAUUGUUAUGUAUAUUUUUUGCUAUGAGACGUGUACUGUUUCUAGGAUCCUUAUCUGUAAGUCAUUGGAUAUGUUGUAAAAAUAAAUCGAGUAUUUUAAUUUAAUAAAGAAGCAUGCAGAAGUUCUGGAGGACUUUCACAUUACAUACUUUUGUUCAUUUUAAGAUAAUUCCUUAAGAAACCUAAGUUGCCUGCCUGCAAUACUUUUAACUUUGUGUCAGGAUUUGCAUUUGAAUGGGAAAUGUCUUUCUCUGGAGAAGGAAUCUUUCAUUUAGGAAAUUUCAUGUUUCCAAAGAAAGGAAUGAGUGAUUAGAGCAAUGGUUGAUAAUUAAUUGUCUACUGGCCACAAUGGUGCCUAUAAACAAAGGAUAGACUGUUAGACUUUAAUGGGUCUAAUAUUAUUUACAAAACUGAUUUGU